Sitodiplosis mosellana (orange wheat blossom midge) is the source of this 3064-nucleotide messenger RNA. It is a transcript of the gene Rev1, whose product is annotated as DNA repair protein Rev1. Gene Ontology annotation, molecular function: deoxycytidyl transferase activity; DNA-directed DNA polymerase activity; damaged DNA binding. The record is from RefSeq and is a predicted model, not a curated record. Bases 87 to 2984 code for a protein of 965 amino acids. Gene Ontology annotation, cellular component: nucleus. Lineage: Eukaryota; Metazoa; Arthropoda; Insecta; Diptera; Cecidomyiidae. Gene Ontology annotation, biological process: error-free translesion synthesis; error-prone translesion synthesis. The transcript is spliced from 8 exons.
GACAGAUCGAUUUGUUGCUACUUCUGUUUAUUUUUAAUUUGGCUUCCUACAAAUAACAGUUUUUAAAAUUUAGCCGUUUAUUCGCCAUGCGGAAGCGGCCGAAGAAAAAUGUUGACCUUGACAAUGGAUUCGGUGAAUGGGGUGGAUAUAUGGAUGCGAAGAAAUCGAAGCUGGAGGAACAAUUUGCGGAAGACGCAUUGAAAAAUCCUUACAAGGCAUCGAAUUUAUUCGCGGGCAUAUCGAUAUUUGUGAAUGGCCUAACAAAUCCAUCAGCAGAAGAGCUCAAACGAAUUAUGAUAACUCACAGCGGUAUCUAUCAUGCGUACCAGAAAAGAUCAACAACAUUUGUUAUCGCAAACAAUUUGCCAGAUGUAAAGAUUCGUCAAAUCACGACUGCCAAAAUAAUCAGUCCACAAUGGAUUGUCGAUUGUUUAAAUGCGAAUAAAAUCCUGGAUUAUUCCAACUAUCUACUGUAUACAAAUCGUAAGAUUUCACAACCAAAAAUAGCGUUCAAAGAGAAAGAAUCAAAAAUAAAUCAUGAUUCCAUUGUGCAACCACCACCUGGGGAGUGCAUGACUAACGAUGAAAUCCAUGCUGAGCCCACAAAAUUGGACAUAGUAUUGAAUUUGGAUAUUCUUAAUACGGCAAUUAGGCGCGAAGAGCAAACGAAACCUAGCAAAGAAAUGGAUACAGUUUCAGAUGUGAGUAGAAGCGAGCAUCAAGUGAAGAAUGAAUUUAAGAAAGGUCUCGCAAAAACAGCGGUUGAUCCAAACUUCAUUUCCGAGUUCUACAAUCAGUCUCGAUUGCAUCAUAUCGCCACGCUUGGGGCGUCGUUCAAACAAUAUAUCUCACAGUUACGUGAAUCAUGCGACGAUGGUCAAUUUCCGGCUCUGAAUCGGCUCAAAGAGAUAAUGCAAAUGCGUCAAUCUUCAAAAGAAAAAGAAACAGAGAGAUACAGUAGAAAAGCAAUCAUGCAUAUUGACAUGGACUGUUUUUUUGUUUCCGUCGGCCUUCGAUCAAGGCCACAGUUGAGAGGUUUCCCGGUUGCAGUUACUCAUUCAAAGGGACACAAUAGCAACAACAUUAACAGUACAAAUGACGUUGAUCGAAGGAAAGAAAUGGAAUUAUAUAUUAAACGACACGAUGAAAAAUACAAUACAGACCAAUCGAAGAAUGACGAUUUGAAUGACCGAACUAAAACUCUCAUCGAUAAAACGACAUCGUUAUCGGAGAUCGCGUCCUGUAGUUAUGAAGCAAGGAAAAUGGGCCUAAAAAAUGGCAUGUUUGUUGGAGCUGCUUUGAAAUUGUGUCCUCAACUUAUAACUAUCCCAUACGAUUUCGAUGCUUACAAAGAGGUGGCACAAUCUCUUUACAACACAAUCACUCAAUACACCUUGGAUAUAGAGGCAGUUAGCUGUGAUGAAAUGUACGUUGAUCUAGCUGGUGUUUUAGGAGCAUUGGGUUGUUCAGUUGACGAAUUCGUAUCACACAUUCGAAAGGAGAUUAUUGACAAAACACAAUGUCCUUGCUCGGCCGGAAUUGGAGAGAACAAGCUUCAAGCGCGUAUGGCUACGAAAAAAGCGAAACCUAAUGGACAGCAUUUUCUUUCUACGAACAGCGAGGAUGUUGAGGAAUACUUCGGUAACAUUCUGAUUAGCGAAUUGCCCGGAGUUGGGUAUUCAACAACACAAAAGUGUACUAAUUUGGGUUUAAAAACAUGCACUGACUUACAACGAGUUCCAUUAACGAAGUUACAACAAGAAUUUGGAAAAAAAUUGGGUGAAACUUUAUACCAAAAUUGUCGUGGAAUUGAUAACAAACUUUUGGUGUACGAUCAAGUGAGGAAAUCAGUGAGUGCUGAAAUUAACUACGGCAUUCGGUUCACUGAAGAGCACGAACUAGACAAUUUUCUGAGGCGAUUAUGUACCGAGGUGCAGCAUCGUCUUCUUGAAAUAUCAGCAAAAGGUAGAACAAUCACUUUGAAAUAUAUGGUGCGGGCCAAAGAUGCUCCGGUAGAGACAGCUAAAUUCCUUGGACAUGGAUUCUGCGAGAAUUUGACAAAAUCGGUCACAUUAGCAAAUUAUACAUGUGAUGUAAUGGUCAUUUCUCAAACGGUAUUCAAUAUAAGAAAGAUAUUGAAUGUGCCAUGCCAUGAGCUGCGCGGAAUUGGUAUUCAGAUAUCGAAACUAAACACACUUCAGAAUUAUGAUAAUAGGAAAAAUUCGUUAAAGAAUAUGUUUGAAAAAGUUCAAGCCAAACAAAAAUUGAAAACCUGUAAUGCCGAGUCUUCAGCCAUUGGCCAAAAGGAUGGAUGUAUCAACAGUGACCAAUGUGAGCGAAAACCCAUUUUCCGGAAAGUGAAAAGUUUCAACGACACACCAACACGUGAUAUGGUUGACAAACCUAAACCAAACUCUUCAAACAGAAAAUUACAAAAAAUAUACGACGAACUAGACUUGAGUGUUUUGGCCGAGCUGCCAAACGAAAUACAAGAAGAAAUCCUACGGGAGAAAAACAGAAUUCCGAAGAGAGAAACAAAUGAUAACAAAAUACUACGACCGAUAACUGUGAAAAAAGUAUUGGCUCGUAAGUUGGAAAUUGAUUUUGAUGACAUUGACAAUGAAUCUACGAAACGAAUACAUCAAAGAGAUCCGUCUCACAUAUCUGAAGGGAACAUCUUAAAUUCUAAGGAAUGGCGGCCAAUUCUAACGAAUUGGCUCGAUAAUUGUAAUGAUCCCGCCUACAAUGACGUUCAGGUGGUAUUGGGAUUUUUUCAGGAGUUCGCACGCGCUCAAAAACUAUGUGAAUUGGCUAUUUUCUUGAAAUACUUGCACAGGAAAACCAAAAAAUUGAAUUGUCGCUGGCAUCAAAUUUACAAUGGGAUUAUUGCUGCAGUUCAGAUUGAAAUUAAGAAUGCUUUUGGUCCAACAGUUACCUUUCAUAUCAAAGAUUCUUUUGAUUGUAAGAAUUGUAUAAAUAUGUGAUACACUUAUAUCAAUACACUUUUUUUUCAUUGAACAAAAACAAAAAUAAAAAAGAAUAAAAACACUGCAUUUGCACACAA